CGCCAGUGGCGAACCGGCUGCGGGGCCGCGCCCCGGCGCUCCACUAGGCACAGCCAGUCCUUGGCGCCUUUCCCAGCCGAAGAGUAGGCGGCGGCCGCUGUAGCUGCGCUGACACCCUUAGCCCUGCGCUCUCCCAGUCCCGCCCCCUGGCCGUUUGGUUCGGGAAAGGAGGGUGUGGAGGCAGUCCCGGGCCGGUUGCUGCAGUAGCUGCGUCAGGUGAGUCUGGGAGCCGCGGACACCGGGUGCCAAACUGCACGGCCCGGCAGGCGGGGACGAGAAGCACCUGCCCAGGAGCCGCCGGAGUCACCCCUCUGGAGUCGCGCCUAGCGUGGGCAUGCAGGCGACAGCCCCGCGGUUCGGGUUGCCUGUGAGGACCCCGCCGAGCGCUCACUCGCGUCCAGCCCAGGGCGGGAGAGAGCGCGGAGCCGCAAGCGAACCCGAACCCGGCACCGUCAACAGCAAGGGCGGCUACGACUUUAGGCGGGUGGCGAUCCGGAGGAAGUCCAACCCCUCCUACCUGCUGCCUGGGACCCCUAGGCCCUGGAGCAGGCCCUCGUCUCACCUGCACCUGGGACGGGCCGAAACGGACACCUUCAGGGUCCAGCCAUCCGCGGACGCCCCAGGCAGCAGUACCUGUCCAAAGAUCACCCUAGUUCCACUCUCCUUGAAAAGCAGCACAAGCACGCUGAUUGAUCAGAAUGUAUCUGAUGAAGAGGCUCAGGGAAUAAAUGGAAAAACGCCAGCAAAACACUCAGCUGCAAGUCCAAAGCCACAAGUGCCUCCAAAGCCAUUACACCUGCAGAAUCAGCCUCUGUCCAGUAUACACCAGGCCCCCAGGCAGAAAGCUUUGUCUAGCACAGCACCCAGGAUGGAGGAAGUUAAACCUGCCUCUGCUUCUUGUGUGUCAAAAGAAAAAUCCAGUAAGAUAUCAGAUCUCAUCAGUCGCUUUGAAGGAGGCAGCACAUUAUCAAGUUAUGGCGAUUUGAAGAAAACUUCUGCUAUGAACCUAAAUGCUCCUAGAACCCCCGGAAGGCAUGGGUUGACAACCACACCUCAGCACAAACUCCUCUCCCAGCACCCGCCACAGAAGCAGGGAGAUGAUCCAGACCCAGCUCAGGGAGCACAGACUUGUGUGGCUAACGGUGUGGUGGAGGCUCAGAACCAGAUGGAAUGUGAGGCGGAUAAAGCGGAUGCCGUUGGCCCAGACAUGCCUGUUCUGACUUCUGAGCCCUUGCUUGGUGUGAGCUUAGUGAAUGGAGAAAGGGACGAGAGCACCACAGGCCCGGCCUCACCCACAACAAACGACUGUGACGCAGAUGCUUCUGACAGUAGCUGCAGGACUCCAAGUGCAGACCCAGCCCUGUCCCUGGAAGAAGAAAGGGCAGACACAGAAGCCAAGGCACAGGAGAGGGAAGAUGGGGAAAGCCCUCUGGAACCAGAACAGCUGGAUCAGCAGCAGGAGAUGAAGGAGACAAAUGAGCAAAAACUUCACAACAUAGCCAAUGAACUCUUGCUUACGGAAAGAGCUUAUGUCAACCGACUUGACCUCUUAGAUCAGGUAUUUUAUUGCAAACUAUUGGAAGAGGCAAAUCGAGGCUCAUUUCCAGCAGAGAUGGUGAAUAAAAUCUUUUCUAAUAUUUCAUCAAUAAAUGCCUUCCAUAGUAAAUUCCUAUUGCCAGAACUGGAGAAACGAAUGCAAGAAUGGGAAACUACCCCUAGAAUUGGUGAUAUCCUUCAGAAAUUGGCGCCAUUCUUGAAGAUGUAUGGAGAAUAUGUGAAGGGAUUCGAUAACGCAAUGGAAUUGGUUAAAAACAUGACAGAGCGUAUUCCCCAGUUCAAAUUAGUAGUUGAAGAAAUUCAGAAACAGAAGAUCUGUGGGAACUUGACUUUGCAGCAUCACAUGCUAGAACCCGUUCAGCGGAUUCCCCGGUAUGAGAUGCUCCUUAAGGAUUACCUGCGGAAGUUGCCCGCUGAUUCUCCUGACUGGAAUGAUGCUAAAAAAUCACUUGAAAUUAUAUCUACAGCAGCAAGCCAUUCUAAUAGUGCAAUAAGAAAAAUGGAGAACCUAAAGAAACUUUUAGAGAUUUAUGAAAUGUUGGGAGAAGAAGAAGACAUUGUAAAUCCUUCAAAUGAGCUAAUAAAAGAGGGACAGAUCCUUAAACUAGCUGCUCGGAACACCUCAGCACAAGAACGCUACCUUUUCUUAUUCAACAACAUGCUGCUGUACUGCGUGCCAAGAUUCAGCUUGGUGGGCUCUAAAUUCACAGUUCGAACCAGGGUUGGCAUAGAUGGAAUGCAAAUUGUAGAGACUCACAAUGAGGAAUACCCGCACACUUUCCAGGUAUCUGGGAAAGAGAGGACGCUGGAAUUGCAAGCCAGUUCUGAACAAGACAAAGAAGAGUGGAUCAAGGCCCUUCAAGAGACUAUCGAUGCUUUCCAUCAGAGGCAUGAAACCUUCAGAAAUGCGAUUGCAAAGGAUAAUGACAGUCAAUCAGAGGUUUCUACUGCUGAGCUAGGGAAAAGAGCCCCACGAUGGAUCCGAGAUAAUGAAGUAACGAUGUGUAUGAAGUGCAAAGAGUCUUUCAAUGCGCUGACAAGGAGAAGGCACCAUUGUAGAGCGUGUGGACAUGUGGUUUGUUGGAAGUGUUCUGAUUAUAAAGCUCAGCUGGAGUAUGAUGGCGGGAAAUUGAGCAAAGUUUGUAAAGACUGUUAUCAGAUAAUAAGUGGAUUCACAGACAAUGAAGAAAAGAAAAGAAGAGGAAUUUUAGAGAUCGAAGCAGCAGAAGUAUCUGGAAACAGCGUGGUGUGCAGCUUUCUUCAGUAUAUGGAGAAGUCCAAGCCCUGGCAGAAAGCGUGGUGUGUGAUCCCCAAACAAGACCCGCUCGUGCUGUACAUGUACGGUGCGCCCCAGGAUGUCAGAGCCCAGGCCACCAUUCCGCUCCUGGGCUACAUUGUGGACGACAUGCCGAGGAGCGCAGACCUGCCACACAGUUUCAAACUGACCCAGUCCAAGUCUGUGCACAGCUUUGCUGCAGACAGUGAGGAACUGAAACAGAAGUGGCUGAAAAUCAUCUUUCUAGCUGUCACAGGUGAGACGCCAGAGGGUCCUAACGAGCAUUCAGCUACCUUGGACGAUCAUCCUGAACCUAAAUAAAAAUCAGAAUGCUGAACUCCAGUACUAGCCUGUGUGGGGGUCUCAAGAUUCACAGCUCAAGACAUUCCCAGCUCUUCUUACUCAUCUCUUAGCACUUUAUGUUGAAAAAGAGGCUCAUAAAGGUAUCUGUUAGGGGACUAUUUUCCUUAUGUUUCCCUGGUGAAAUUAAUGUGCAGAGCCAUUCUGCCAGUAAAAGUUGGAAAUAAUGUGAAAAUGGAGCAUUUUUUAAAUGAGCUAUUUCUUGAAUAUGUACUUUUGUCUUGGAGAAAAUAAUAUUAAGUGAUUAUAUCACUAUCAGGUUAGAAUAGGCUACUGUCUAUUAAGAAAUCUUUUAAUGUCUUCUCUUUCACAUGUAGGACUUGUAACAGUUUGAAAGAUAUACCUCCAUGUUGCCAAAAUAGAUCCAUAGUUAAAAAAGUUACAAGUACAAUUUAGGCUAUUAUAUUAACUUAUUUAAUUUAGUUUAUAAAACUGAAGCUGCAUAAAUAACGUAUGUCCUUUUAAAGCAAAAGAAAAAGGGCAGAUUGUUGGGGUUCAAACUUUUGACUUAAGAAGAAGUAAUACUUGUUUUUGUAGAAAUACUCUGAAGAAUAAAAUAUCUUAAGUAUAUAGUGAUUAUGUAUAUAUAGUAUUAAAUAUAAAUAUAUAUACUAUACAUGCUUUUCUCUUCAGAUUUAGGUUCAUAUUUGUCUCUAAUUUAUUUUUACAAUAUAAAGCAUGUUUAUCUUGGAAUUGGACAGUGUUCUAAAAUUAAAUGUUUUUUGGUGAUUUAUGUUUAACUGAUUGACAUCUAAGGGUAUUGGUAUUUUUAUAAUAAGAAACAGCAGUAAUUUAUGUGGCAUGGGAUAUAUUAGUGAAUUCCAACCAUAUUUUUAAAGUAUUAUUGUUUUGUUCUGUGCCUAUUUAAAACAGUGCCUCUCUUUGAAGGUGCUAAUAAUUUCUAUUUAAAUACAAGGUGAGGGUUUAAAUAAUGCUUCAGUCUUGCUCAUUCUGAGAAAAAGUGUGUUUUGGUCACUGGGACGGUCGAAGUCAUACAGGUUAUGAUACCUUUUAUAAUGCUCUAAUUGUUCCAACGGUUACUAUCAGCAUGAACAAAUAUUUUCUCAAAACCCUGAAUUGUACAAGAUACCUGACCUUCCGCAGGACUGGGACACCUGGAAACUACACUUCCUGCACUGCUCUUCAUUUCCAUAAGACUGUUAAGCAUGGUUAAAUGAGGACUGUAUGUAACUAACACUUAAGAUAACUGUGUGGGCCUGUCCCUUUGUCAGAUGUGAAACAAAAUUCAUCUGUGAUAACCUGUUUGGGGGGCUGGAUAGACAUUAAAGGAAGUUUAUGCUCAACUCUUUAAACCUCACCAGCGAAGAGCAGGGGAAACACAAUGUUGAAAAGCAAUGCUUUACGGUAGGUUUGGGAGGCGGGGGUCCAAGAUAAUUGAAGAGGGUCUGAGCAUUCUUUUCUCAUUUAUCCUUCUGGGGAAUCUUAAUAGACAAAAUGUAAUUCCUUGUGUUGAAGGCUGCUCUUCAUUAUAUUGUAGUUAUGACAAAAGUCUCCCAUUAAGUUGGCUAUUUAACUUAAUCCUUUUCUCAAAUUAGAUCUGGGUGUUGUUGUUUUUUUCCCCCAUUAACCCUGUUAUAUCCCAAAUAUCAUCACUUCGAAUGCAUCAGUCUAGAAAUCCACAAGAAUGACCUCCCUGUCUUCUGCCUUUGGGGAUUACACCUUAAAUGUAGCAUAGCUUCACUCAGAAUUCGAGAUUCUCACUCUUUUACUUAGGUUCUCUAAAGAAAAUUUGAAAUAGCUCCUAUUUCCACCCUCCCACCCCAAAGGAGCGGAUGAAUUGGUUCUGGCCGACGUGGCUAGGUUGCCUUCCUCCAUAAAAGGAAUACCAGCUGUGAUCACUUCCAUUAAACCAAAAACUUGGAGCCAAAAAGAGAUAAAGGCAACUUCUCCUAUUAAAUCAGGGACAGACUUAGAACUAUUUUAUGUUGCUUCUCUUUUCUAGUUGCCCGCCGUGUGUGUGUGUGUGUGUGUGUGUGUGUGUGUGUGUGUACACAACAUUGUGUUCAUGGGUGGUUACUGAGAAGGUUAAACUGUAGCUAUAGAUGAUGCUUUGGUUUUCUUACUCUCAAGAAGAGAGAAGCAAUAAAAAUGUAGAAGGAUUAUCAGGGGAAGAUGACUUUUGUUAAUGUGGAUAGAUCAGUGGAAAUGUAAGGGCCAAUUAGAAGAUUUCUGGGCCAGAUUAUUUCUGAAAACUGUGUUGAACAGCAGGAAGACUGUACUUUCCGGAUCAGUAAGUUCCUCUCCUGCAGUGGAAGUAACUCGGACAGUGUGGGCUCAGUAAAUAUCUGUGCUAUUUAAUUAUUGAGAGAACACUCAUGAAGAGAAUAUUUAUUAUUAUGCUCUUAAUACCAUCUCUAAUUUGAUUAAAAUAUUAUCUCUAAUUAUCUCUAAUUUAGUCAAUUCUAUUAUAAGAAGGGAAUUUCUGAUUCUCCAGGUACCAUCUUCACACCUCACCCCAUGUACCUGAUCAGCUGAGCACAAAUGGAAGCAGCCUCACCUGUUUUUUUGUUAGAGUCAUGGAUGCUUUUCUUUGGAGAAGGGCAAAGGCAUACUCUCAGCCAGCCAGCCAUUUAGUAAGCACUCAGCUAAACCCAAACCCUCAAAGCAUGACUGGUGACAGGAAUAAUCUCUGUCUUUUGCUUUCUGAGACACCUGAGCAGUCAUGACAGACUGAACCUGAAAAAGUAAUUGGUUGCUUGCCUAUUAAAACCAACAUUCCAUGUGGGUCUUACUAUCUGUUUUCUCUAAUUUGGUGCUUUCCAAGUCAUCUUUUCUUUAAAGUGCCCUUCCUCCAAAUUAAAAAAUAUAUACUUUUUUGCUAAAAACUGCUGUUCAUGAUAGAACAUUCCAAUUUUUUUAAAUGUAAAUUUUGCUUUACUGAACAUCUACCCCACUUGGGAUAUUAAGUAGGAAAUGUGGUGCAGACCGAUCUCCAGGUUUUAAUGAUGAAAAAGCCACCAGCCACUUUUGUGAUAAUAGCAUCUACACUGCUGUUGUGUAUGUAAGCAAUAAAACUCUUCAGGGUGUGUUUUUAUACUGAAAUUUUAAUGUGAGUGCCCCUAGCCACAGGACAUAGGGCAUGAACUCCUAGAAGUAACAGUGUGACUCACUGCUCAGUAUAGGGAGGAGAAAGUGUGUGAGGAGUGGGCAUAAGUCCUUGGACUCAGAUACCUGCUGGCAAGGAUGGUGAGGAACACGAGAGCACACCUGCACUGCUUUAUCAGCAGCCUUUCCUUUUACACGAUGUUUAAUGACACCCAGGUGGGUGCACUUACCUUCACUGUGUAAACUACCCCCAUUUUUUAAUACCCCUGUUUUUGAAAAUUACUGAACUUUUGAAAGAACUAGCCUUUUAAAUGUGCCCCAUCCCCAUCUAUAGAUAUACAUUGAAUUUUUUUAAAAGAAUACUUGCUGUGGUCCUAAAAAAAACAAAACAAAACUACAAACUUCAUAGUGCUGCAGGGUUGUUAAGGAUUCAGUAAUGCCUUCUAAAAAUCUUAGGUCAAAAAUACUUCUGCGAGUUCACAAUGUCUUUCUUUUUCUUGUCUACUUUGUGGAACAGGGUGUUUUAUUCUCUUUAAAUUUGAGAUCUCAUCUCUCUCUGUUCAAAGCCUUAAGUUCUUAUUCUGAGCAUAUUGUCUGUGAUAACUCUGAUAAUGAUCUUUCUGGGCUGGAUCCAUCCUGAGGAAAAGGCACCAACAGGAGAAAAUAAACUUCUAGGGAACAAGGGUCUUGUUUUUUGCAGUUAUCUUUGCUAUAAUGCAGAACAGAUUAUAAUGAAAAUUUCCUACAUCACAUGAUGUUUGUGUGAGUGAGUCUAAGGUUAAGCACAUGGUAUAUAUAAGCUAAAAUUAAUUCAAAGGGCAAGAAUGUCUUAAUGUUUUCAUUCUUAAAUUUUGUAUUCUUUAAGAAUGUAUCACUAUUAAAACUGUGGCUAACCAGGUCUUAUUCUUAGGGCUGUAUUGACAUCUGUAGGUGGACCAUAUUUCUUUAUUCUCAUCCAGUUUUAGUUGUAUCCAACUGCUUUUUAUUUUCAUAUUACUAUUUACUAGAGAUUCUCCAGAUUUGAAAAAUAUGUAUAUGAUAUAUAAAGACCACUAGAUCUACUUUUAAAACCCUCUCUGUGAAUUUCUGAGUAUAUGUAUAUAUGUAAAAAUACUGUUGAAUUCCAAUUCUGUUUUUUCAUAGAAAUGAAAUUUUUGUAGAAACUUUUUUCAGUUUGAAUAUUUUAACAUAAAUUAUUCACAUCGAUUUAUAGUGUAAUUCAUCCUUAUUUAUGCCCAUAAUCAUGUCAUGAGAUGAUAACGUUGCUUUUGUUACUGAUAGGGUAGAGAGGAGUAAAAUGAGGAACCAAAACACACAGGAAUGAACAGAGAGGUGGACGGAAGGAGACUGCUGGUCUCCAGAUCAGAGCACUGUGUGUUGAGAUAAGAGUAAAAUACUAAGCAGCAGAAGGGAUAUAAACUAUAAGAUAUAAAUCUAUAUAAUUGUGCAUUGGUGGGAUUUAUUGCACCCAGGCCUUUCACCUUGGCUUCUAAAUUAUAUCAUUAGUAUCUUGUCAUUAUUUCCUUUUUCCUUUAGGCUUAAAAAAAUAAUUUCAUUCUACUGGGUCAUUUUUGGCACUGUUUACCGAGGUAAAAAAUAAAAUCCCUGUAAAAUUCACCAUAGUGUUUUACUUUCUGCACUGGAUACGUGGCAGAGUGUAGUGUCUUUUUCGUGUUUUGAGAUGAAAGAGCACAUGACCUCGACAAGCUCGUUUUGAACUUGUUGGGUCCCUGAGUUAUAUGAUGGUCAUGCUUUUCUAAAAUGCAUCAUAGAUUGAAUUAGUAAGAUUAGGUAGAAUUAGUGAUGAAUUAAAUCAAGAAAUUUCAUUGUAGUGUAUUUUAAUAAGUGAGUACCAAAUACAUAGAGUGAUAUAUAUGUAGGUUUGGGGAGAGACAUAAUAUUCUGUAGGGACCAUUAUGAUGACAGAAUUGCAUCAUAUAUUACACAUUAUAUGGAUGUUGGAAUGUAUCACUCGGGGGGGUCUCCCUUCAUUAGCAAUCAUAUCUGUAUAUAAAACUGUGUUUUGUUUUUAUUUUACCAAACUAGCAUUUCAUUUUGUGAGUGACAGUUGAAUGAUAUUUUUGAAUAAGUGUUAUCUGGGUUUUGAAUUGUUGACUGAUCACUUUGAAAAGGUAUGUAAGAUUUUAGAAUUAACUCAAAUGUGAAAAGUGUACACAAAAGUAAUUUUUCUUUUCUAGGUGUAUGAAUGUAAAAUACUUGCAGAUAGUGUACAUACUGUGUAACAUAUGUAUAUUUGGUCAUAAAAGCAGAGAAUCGGAAAUGUAAAAUUAAGCACUUUAAUUCCUAUUAAAUAUUAAACAUUUGUAUCUUGUAAAUAAAUACAUCCUUAAAUGAA
Molecule: messenger RNA, 8615 nt
Organism: Phyllostomus hastatus (greater spear-nosed bat)
Lineage: Eukaryota; Metazoa; Chordata; Mammalia; Chiroptera; Phyllostomidae
Gene: FGD4
Product: FYVE, RhoGEF and PH domain containing 4
Exons: 17
Coding region: 335-3154 (939 amino acids)
Biological process (GO): filopodium assembly; cytoskeleton organization
Cellular component (GO): cytoplasm
Molecular function (GO): metal ion binding; guanyl-nucleotide exchange factor activity
Source: RefSeq, a predicted model, not a curated record